UGUAGAGAGAGAGAGAGAGAGAGAGAGAGAGAUUGGGUCAAGAAGGGAAAUCAAAAACCAGAAGAGAUUAGAGAGAGAGAGUUGAUGAUAUAAGAGAUCGGAGAAAUGGAUGGAAUGCAAUUAGCUUUACCUAUUGUUGGAAUUGUAGCAGCCGCAGCUGUAACCUUUUACGCUGUAAGUUUUGCGGAGCUCCGAGAGAAAUCGUUCGGAGAGCUGGACGACUCAGAAUAUGAAGGAAAUGGUGGCUUCAGGCCUUCUCCUAGUUCCAGAGAGAGGCGUGCCAGAAGAAAAGCUUCCAAAGGCAAUGACUCUUAGUUACAACUUCGAGUUCGAAUCUCCUCUCCCUAUUUUGUAAUUAACUCUUUUAUUAUUAUUUCCAUAAUACCUGCUUGUUAAUAUGAGAAC
Messenger RNA from Neltuma alba, 405 nucleotides. RefSeq lists its product as uncharacterized. The record is from RefSeq and is a predicted model, not a curated record. The transcript is spliced from 2 exons. Lineage: Eukaryota; Viridiplantae; Streptophyta; Magnoliopsida; Fabales; Fabaceae. Bases 106 to 315 code for a protein of 69 amino acids.